AUGGUUCACCCGGAUGCUGGACCUAGCGGAGGACAAGAUCCUGGUCCAAGCGGGCGGCCGGUCGAUGCUAAGUAUAAUUCACCUGAUAAAUGGUAGGUUUUAUGGAUAAUACGGGUAUUUUUGGAAGGUUUAAAUGAGACUGAAUGUUAAGCUUGGAAGAUUAUUGAUGCUUAGAUAUUUAUGAUGGGGUUUAAAUUAAAUUGAAUUUGUUUUACGAAGUUUUAAUUUGCGUUUUUGAGCGUGAUGUAAUAAUAUAGGUGUAGGUUACUGUUGUGAAAAUUUGAUUGAUCAGUGAACUUUGAUCAGAAAGGAAAUGGAUUUUUAUUAAAGUUUAUGAUCUUUUUAAGGUUUUUAAAGUAAUUUAAAAUGUAUAAUUUGCUUUUUUAGUGGUUUAAUAUGUUUAUCAAAGGCUAUCUAACAUACUAUAAUUUGAUGUUUCAGUGUAAUAUGCUGGUCAACGUUGGUCUCGCCGUACUCAACCAUUUGUGCACACACAUUCUGGUAUGGUUUUUCUAAAAUUUUUAUUUUUAGGCGUUUCUUUAUAUUCAACUUUUAGUCGCUCCUGUAUCAUGAAACACCUUACACAUAAACCUUUCUGCCCAGUUUGUGAAACAACUCUUGACGUAGAGAAUAAGACUCAUUUGAUUCCAAAUCACAAAGCUGCUGAACUAAUAGAAUGUCAAAAGAAAAACCAGGAGAAUCAGCGAGCUUUGAAGCGUUUGGCCAACGAAAUGACAGAAGAUCUGGCUUUGGAUAACAUGAGUGAUUUGCUCGACACUCGCUCAGGCAUUAUGGCCGAGAAUACUUUGAUAAAACGAGAGAUUGUUGAUGCUUUUAAGCGACAAAAACGUGCAAUCAAGAUGACGGAGGAGCAAAAGAAACGGGUGUUAUUGAACGAGUUCUUUGAUCAGGUCAUAGAAGAAAGGGAGACUCAGCUGAACAAGAUUCAGGAUGAACUUGUGCAGCUUAGAGCUGACAAAGCGCGGUCUAAUCUGAAUGUUGAUACUGGUAUUGGAGUGGUGGCUCAACGGGUAGUGCCAAAUCCAGAUUUGGAUACGCCAAGGAGCUCAGGAGAUUCACCAUCAACUAUGAGGCAGAUGAAAAAGUUGAAGAAGAGGAUCAAUCAGAACUUGACUAGUUUGGAGCCUUGUUACUUUGAUAUUAAAAGCGAUGUUACGCGUAAGUUAGUCUUUUUUUAUGUUUUUUACGGUUUAGAAGGUUGAAACAAUCAAAACUUUCUAUAAUAAUAUGUGAAAGGUACCUAAAAUAAUAUUUUUGGCAUAACUGGGUAGUAAAUUUAAUUUUUGAAAAAUUUUAGGUAACUACUGCCCAGGACGCGACUAUCUAGAUGAAUUUUCAAAUGUUUUAACGGGUAUAUCACAAUAUGCGGAGAUAAAACGGCUGGCUACAUUGAAUUAUAACAUCGAAACAACGUCGAACUUGUCAAUUGUGUCGAGUAUUGAGUUUGACAAAGAUGGAGAUUACUUUGUGGUGGCUGGUGUGACAAAGAAGAUCAAGCUGUACGAUUACAAUGCAGUUGUUAACAGUAAAACUGGCAUACAUUAUCCAUUACAGCAGCUUCAGUGUACUAGCAAAAUAAGGUGGGUAUUGGAUUUGAUGUUAUUUUUGACUUUUAUGUUUGAUAUUAUUGUUGGCUUUUAAGUAAUAAUUUAAUUUUUUUGGUAUUUUAGGUAAGAAAAAAAAUUUUGAGGGUGGACUUUAAUAUCUAUUUUUGAAAGUUUCUUGAUAUUGUUAUAGAUUCAAAUUGAUAAAAGAAACUAAAAUAUUAAUAUUUCAGCAACGUAUCAUGGAACCCGUAUAUAAAGAACGUGUUAGCUAGUAGUGAUUACGAUGGCAAGGUACAGCUAUGGGACACGACAACAUGUAAAAACUUUCAAACAUUCAGAGAACACGAGAAACGAUGCUGGACGGUGCAGUUCAACAACGUCGAUCCUCAUAUUAUGGCUUCUGGUUCGGAUGAUGCUAAGGUAAAAUACGGAACAGAUGGCUAUAUAAAAUUAGAUAAAUUGUCACAGUAUAUAGAAUUACAUAGUAUUUUAGGGUUCUUAUUAGGCAAAAGCUUCUUUGGGGGAUGAUAAUCUUCUUCUUAACAUAAUAAGGCUUAAAGGCCUUUAUAAAGGAUGUCUUUACCAUAGGAUGAGUUUUGCACCUUUAUGGUACUUGUAUGACCUUGGUAAAGUACUAAAAAUUUUGUAUCACACAAUGACGAUUACUGUAAUUCAGGUAAAAAUCUGGACCAUGAAUCAACCUCAUUCGGUGGGCACGAUCGAUGCUAAAGUCAAUGUCUGUUGUGUAUACUUUAGCCCAACUAAUCGAAACAACUUUGUUUUUGGGUCGGCUGGUAAGUUUAACUUCUUAUAUUUUUGGUAUUUUAAAGCAAAAAAAAUUUCUAGAACUGCCAUUUUAAAAAAUAUUUUAAAUUUUUAUUGAAAGUUAUUAUGAUAGUAUCUAAAGCACAAAAUUGUUUUUGCGUUAUUAGGUUGUUCAAAUAAUUUUGCGCCCUUUAAACUCAAAAAUUUGCCUUGAGAGUGAGAGGGAGGCACAAAAUUAUUUGAACAAUUUAAUAUGAAGUAGCUUUUGACGACUUUUUAAAGGUAGUGUUGUAAAAUACGGGGCGGGGCAGUUCGUCAAUUUAAAGUGUUUUUUUUCCAUAUUUAAUAUUUAUGUUCUAGAUCACGGAGUACAUUUAUAUGAUCUUCGGAACACUACCAGGCCAGUAAGCGUCUUCCGAGGUCAUAAGAAAGCGGUGUCAUAUGUAAAGUACUGUAAUGAUAGCGAAGUGGUUUCAGCGUAAGUUAGCCUUUACUAAGCUGCGUCUUAUCAUAGAUAAACCUGCUCAACGUACUCUAUUAUAGCCUAUCUUACCUUUACAUAUAUUUAACUUUUUCUACUGUAGCCUUCAAUUAUUUCACUUUACCAUGCUCUUUUCAGCUCCACCGACAGCACUCUCCGCCUAUGGGAUGCCAAGUCGAGUCGUUGUAAGCGCACGAUGCGUGGUCACAUCAACGAAAGAAACUUUGUGGGUCUGGCCACAGAUGGCAAUCACAUGGUUUGCGGCUCAGAGAACAAUCAAUUGUAUGUCUAUUUCAAGAAUGUGGAACAACCAAUCCUAAAAUACGACUUUACCUCACGGCAAGGCGAUUCAGAAGCCAACCAGGUGUCUCUGGUGUCGCCUAAUGAAACCUCAACUAAUGAUUUUGUCUCGGCUGUGUGUUGGAGAAAGGUAUGGUUGAUUUUGAGGUUAUGUGAGGAGCGUAUGGGAGAAAUUCCAAGCAAAUGAAUUUAGAACUAGAAAUUGAAGAAAAAUUACGGUUUUAGGUAACAGUUUGGCUAGAAGUGAAAUUUUAAAGUAAAAUUAGAUAUGAUUUUGGUCAAAAGUUGAAUUUUUAAGUAUAUAAUGACAACUGUAAGAUAAAAAUCAGAAUUUUGGGUAAAUUUAGGUAGUAAUCUUGUUUGUUUCAGAAUUCAAACGUCGUUGUGGCAGCCAAUUCCCAGGGUACAACUCAUAUUUUGCAACUUUUGUAA
Molecule: messenger RNA, 3546 nt
Organism: Bursaphelenchus okinawaensis
Lineage: Eukaryota; Metazoa; Nematoda; Chromadorea; Rhabditida; Aphelenchoididae
Source: the annotation of a GenBank genome assembly